UGUUAUUGUUAUUGUACAACCAAGGAACUGCCACAUUGCAGCACAAGUAUCUUGGGGCCACCAGGGAAGUUAAAGCUGUUUAGAGAUUGUUCAAGCUUAAUAAUCGGUUUCACCAUUAUCUGGUCAUUUGGAGAUCAUGGAAUGUGUAUUGUUCUGGUUCAUAAUAACCAGUACUCUAGGUUCAGAUGGCACCAUAAUAUUUCAACCUCUGGCUAAGCAGCAGUUUCUAAAUCCCCUGGUCAAUAAUGGAGAUUCUCCAACUCGUGAAGGUUUUGAAAUAAACCUCAACAAGCAAAUCAAUGGAAGUAAAGAAUUAAAUGAAAGUAAAAAUAAUGAAGAAAAAGACAUAUACCCAGAAGACACUGGUUUUAGGCUUAGCCCAAAUUCAUACCUGAUUGGAGAAAAGGGACAACUCCAUAAAUUAAAAAAUUAUGGAAGUAAUGGUGAAUCAAGAACCUCACAAAAUAAUUCAGUACUUCUAAAAUUAGAGUUGUCAAAUUCAGCAUCAAAAGUAAAUAUGGACAGUACUUUUAUGGAGGAAUAUUUAAUAAAUUAUUCUUUAAUAAGGUUUUGGAGACUUUUUUGGACAUAUCUCUACUCAGAUCAAAAUGCAUUGCCAGUGUUUGUGGGUAAAAUGCUUACAAGAACAUUAUCCAAAAGAAGUUUACCACCCAGUACGACUCUGAAACGUCACUUUUUAAGACAAUCCCCUUACAUUAGUAGGAUUCCUCAGUCAGUUGCUGGCUCUAGCUUAUAUGGAUCUUUUGCCUAUGCUCAAAUUGGUUCAUUCCCAUUUGAAAAUCAAGAGGAGGAGGAAGAAGGAGAGGAAGAAGAAGAGGAGGAAGAAGAGGAGGAAGAAGAAGAAGAAUAAGAAAAUAAAGACAUCUUAACUCUAGUUGCAGAAGAAGACAUGGAGUUAUUAACUCUGUGGAUAAAGGAGAGAAAACAGUGGGAAUUUUCGGACUUAAGCAGAGCAUUUGACAGUGUAUCUCGUAAACUUCUUUUAAACAAAAUUUCUUUGAAUUGGAUAAAUUCUUACUUAACUAAUAGAAAACAAUUUGUUGAGAUCAAAACUACUGAAAAAUUGUAUUAUUUGCAGCCAUUCUUCUCUUGCACAGAUUUAUCACAGCAUUCCAAAGUUCAUUUCCUGUGGUCCAUAAAAAAUGUUGUGCCUCUACGCAGAUGAUGCUAGUUUAAGGAUUAGUGAAAAAUCAUUAAAUAAUUUAGAAAAUAAUACAGUCCUAAAUCUAGCAGGUAUGAACAAUUAUUUAAGUACCAUAAUUUAUUAUUAAAUGCACGUAAAACCAAUUUUAUCAUGUUCUCAACAGGGAAAAGUAAACAAUCCAUUGAUCCAGUUGUAAAUAUUAAUAAUCAAGUUUUGACAAAAAUAACUUCCACAACAUUUUUAGGUCUAAUUGUAGAUGAAAACUUGACAUGGAAUCUCCACAUCGACCUUGUAGUUAGUAAGGUUACUUCAGGAGUAUAUGCUAUUUACCGAAUGUCAACCAAAUUUUGUUCUACUAAUACAUUUAACGCACUCUAUUAUGCACUGGUCGUAUCAUCUGUUGCUUUAGGUAUUGUUAUUUAUGGUGAUACAUCAAAGCAGAACUUAGAUAGGAUUUUUCUUGUUCAAAAAAGACUUAUACAAACCAUGUUGAAUCUAAAUUUGUAUGUUUCAGUUCGCCAACAGUUUUUUUCACUUGGUCAUUAUGACUACAGGCUUUAUGUGUUUCAUACCACACUACAUGUUAAACAAUUAUGUAAUGAUAGUUUAAUUCCUAGGAUAGGUGACAUAUAUACUUAUUUUACCAGACAGAAACGAAAUUGGCAUUGAUUCCCAUUGGCUAGAACUCUUUAAUAAAAAAAUAUCAAGUGCAGGUGCAAAAAUUGUAUUGAGGCUUCCUAUGGAAUUAAGAGGCGUUGAUAACUUUAAAAAAAGCUAAAAUUCUAUUUAACAGAGAAAAUAUUGUAUAGGUUAACUAAACUAUAAUUAAUUCAGUUCUCUUAUUAUAUACUCUAUAUAUUUGAUUGAUAUUGUUUAUAUAUGUUUAUUUUAGUUUUUAAGGUUGAGUUUAUUCUAAUGGCACCUUUCAAUGUAUACCACUGCAUACUUUAUGAAUAAAGUUAUUUUCAUUUAAGUUCAA
Molecule: messenger RNA, 2144 nt
Organism: Homalodisca vitripennis (glassy-winged sharpshooter)
Lineage: Eukaryota; Metazoa; Arthropoda; Insecta; Hemiptera; Cicadellidae
Exons: 2
Coding region: 137-871 (244 amino acids)
Source: RefSeq, a predicted model, not a curated record